GGGGGGGUGACAAAAGAAGAAAUUGAUAUUUGUUCCAGCUUUAAUCAGUAAUAAAGGUAAUAAACCUUCAAAAAAAAAUUAUUUUUUUAAGGUUUAUUUAUUUUUUUCAGUGCGGCCAUUGACCGUUACGAAGUGGUGAGUUUAACUUAAUUCACCACGUGGAACCGCCAAUUCGAUUGUAGUGGUAAAGGAGAGAAAGCGAGAGAGACCAGGUGGGAGAAUCUUUUGAAUGAAUUCAAGCGGGAUUUGGAGUACAAAUAAACGGAGAGCGCAUUUAUGAAUCAACAGAUGUAAACAUUCGAACGUAACGUACCAUCUGUCAGCUCGGAAGCGCAUGCACAUGUUUUUGAUACAGCAGUGAUUGUUCUCUAUAUCUGAUGAAAAGCUAAGAUGAGGGAGAAUACUCCACCACAUUCUUCCUACGAAUUGGACGCUGAUGAAGGCGAUGACGAGUUGAUUUACGUAGGGGAUGCUGACGAGGUGCUGGAUCAAUGGGAGCGAGAUAUGAACGAUGUCGAUGGGGACGACGACGAGGAAGCUGGGGCUAUGGCUGAUGAUGAGGAUCAAGAGGAUGCCUACGUUCCGGAACGGGAUGAUGCUUUGAUAACUUUCAAAAAGCAUUCGGGACCAGUGUUCUGUGGGGCUUUGCAUCCCUCGGAGGAUCUUGCCGUGACUGGCGGUGAAGAUGACCGUGCCUUCAUCUGGAACACUAAGACUGGAGAAAAUGUUUUCGAAGUUACCGGUCACACUGAUUCGGUGAUAGCAUGCGAUUUUAGCUUCGAUGGAACUUUCGUAGCAACGGGUGACAUGGCUGGACAGAUUCAAGUUUUUAAAACAACGAAAGACUUCAAGAAAGUAUGGGACUUUUCGAUGGGAGACAUGUGCUGGCUGAAGUGGCAUUUCGGAGCACACGUGCUGCUAGCAGGUGCCGAAUCGGGCGAAAUCUACGUUUGGAGAAUUCCUUCUGGAGACUGCAAAGUAAUGCAAGGUUUUGGUGAGAAAUGUGAAGCGGCAAAGCUUUCUCACGAUGGCAAGAAGAUUGCUGCCGGCUAUGGUAACGGUGCCUUCAAAAUAUGGGACAUUAAGACAAACGCACCCAUCCUUGAUAUCGCUCCAAAUGAAACGUCAGGCCAUAUCAGUAACAUAACUUGCAUGUCGAUGGACAAGGAAAGUCAUUUGGUUCUGACCGGAAGCGAGGAGGGUAAGGCAGUUAUCAUGGGCCCGGCAGGUCCAGUUGGAACGCUCCAUCCUGACGAUGGCCCUGUGGAAGCGGUCGCUAUCGAUAGUCCUGAUUUCGAAAUCAAGGUAGCCGCUACAGGAACACUCAAUGGCAAAGUUACAAUAUGGGAUGUAGCAAGACAAACCGCACGGGUUGAAUGUGAAGAUCACAACCGUACCGGAGUGACAAAAUUGCUUUGGGGCAAAGACUGUAGCUUGAUUGGAGGAACCCUUGGUGGUGUGAUAAAAGUUUGGGAUCUGCGAAGUGGAGCCUUAAAAUAUGAAUUGCUUGGUCAUCGAAAUGACAUCCAGGAUAUGUGCUACGACGUGCAGCGAAAUUUACUGCUUUCGACAUCCGAAGAUGGCACAGCAAAAAUUUUCCAUUUACAGUGAUAUUUGUAUUGGAAGCCGCAUUUUUUUAGCUCUUGUAAAUAACUUUCAUUGAAAAUAUACAGUUUUUUUUCGCGA
Uranotaenia lowii is the source of this 1686-nucleotide messenger RNA. RefSeq names its product angio-associated migratory cell protein. The record is from RefSeq and is a predicted model, not a curated record. NCBI's taxonomy places the organism in Eukaryota, Metazoa, Arthropoda, Insecta, Diptera, Culicidae. Gene Ontology annotation, molecular function: protein binding. The coding region runs from base 391 to 1611 and encodes 406 amino acids. The transcript has 5 exons.